Halteromyces radiatus is the source of this 465-nucleotide messenger RNA. Its product is annotated as cyclin-domain-containing protein. Gene Ontology annotation, cellular component: cyclin-dependent protein kinase holoenzyme complex; nucleus. The record is from RefSeq and is a predicted model, not a curated record. Gene Ontology annotation, molecular function: cyclin-dependent protein serine/threonine kinase regulator activity; protein kinase binding. The annotation marks the transcript as partial. NCBI's taxonomy places the organism in Eukaryota, Fungi, Mucoromycota, Mucoromycetes, Mucorales, Cunninghamellaceae. Gene Ontology annotation, biological process: regulation of cyclin-dependent protein serine/threonine kinase activity. The transcript has 3 exons.
UUGAAUAUUGCCACAUUUCCAGUCCCUCGGUUACUCAAAUUGGUAGCUAAUAUUUUGACAUCCAUUUGUCGUUCUAACGAUCGUAUUCCUUGUACACCAAUGUCAGUAUUUCAUUCAAGAGCGGUACCCCAUAUUCAAAUUGCAGACUAUAUGACUCGAAUACUCAAGUUUACUCCUUAUUCCAACGAAGUUUUACUAUGCAUGCUCAUUUACUUUGACCGGAUUGCUGACAGUAAAACCAACGCCAUCACUUUGAAUUCUUUGAACAUUCAUCGUUUCAUCAUUACAAGCAUUGUCAUUGCCACUAAAAGUACUUCAGAUAUCUAUUAUCGAAAUUCUCGUUAUGCCAAGGUGGGUGGGAUUACUUUACAAGAACUUUAUCAUCUUGAAUUGGAAUUCUUGAAGCUCUGUGACUUCAGGGUCCAUGUACCAUUAGAACAAUUACAACACUAUGCAGAUCAAGUA